UCGCCUAGCGGGGGCGGCGGCUGCCGGGUCACCAUGAUACAGUUCAUACUGCUCUUCAGCCGGCAAGGGAAAUUACGCCUGCAAAAGUGGUACACAACCCUCCCUGACAAAGAAAAGAAGAGGAUCACCCGGGAGAUUGUUUCGAUUAUUCUCUCUCGUGGUCACAGGACAAGCAGCUUUGUUGACUGGAAGGAGCUAAAACUUGUUUAUAAAAGGUAUGCUAGUUUAUAUUUUUGCUGUGCAGUAGAAAAUCAGGACAAUGAGCUCUUGACACUAGAGAUUGUACAUCGUUACGUGGAGUUGCUGGACAAAUACUUUGGAAAUGUCUGUGAACUGGAUAUUAUCUUUAAUUUUGAAAAGGCUUACUUCAUCCUUGACGAGUUUAUCAUAGGUGGAGAAAUUCAGGAAACAUCCAAGAGGACUGCUGUGAAAGCCAUCGAAGACUCAGACAUGUUACAGGAGACAAUGGAAGAAUACAUGAACAAGCCUACCUUUUAACGAUGCAUCUACUUGAAGACUCCAAGAGCUACUUAUUGUAAACCUGUAAAUAACCCAUACUUUGCAUUCAUUUUUUUUUGAUAGAGCCUGUGGCACCAUGCCAAAAUUGACUUAAAGGGAUUCCUUAUUAACUAACAAAAAUUAAAGUUGUUUAACAUAUUUAUAAUUACUGUAGGUCUGUAUUAU
Molecule: messenger RNA, 684 nt
Organism: Otolemur garnettii (small-eared galago)
Lineage: Eukaryota; Metazoa; Chordata; Mammalia; Primates; Galagidae
Gene: AP1S3
Product: adaptor related protein complex 1 sigma 3 subunit
Exons: 5
Coding region: 34-498 (154 amino acids)
Biological process (GO): intracellular protein transport; vesicle-mediated transport
Cellular component (GO): intracellular membrane-bounded organelle; membrane coat; AP-1 adaptor complex
Molecular function (GO): clathrin-cargo adaptor activity
Source: RefSeq, a predicted model, not a curated record